Molecule: messenger RNA, 1364 nt
Organism: Syngnathus acus (greater pipefish)
Lineage: Eukaryota; Metazoa; Chordata; Actinopteri; Syngnathiformes; Syngnathidae
Gene: sypl1
Product: synaptophysin-like 1
Exons: 5
Coding region: 110-829 (239 amino acids)
Cellular component (GO): synaptic vesicle; synaptic vesicle membrane
Source: RefSeq, a predicted model, not a curated record
CACUUUUUUUUUUUUCUUUUUUUUUUUUGCCUCCGUGUUGCGGGACCAACAUCACCGAUUCUUACACAGUUCGAGGUUCGGCAUCGUCAAAAAGUUUUGGAUCCAAGUCAUGAUGACCGGAUUUCGGCUCAACUUCUCGCCUCUGAAGGAACCGCUUGGCUUCGUCAAAAUAGUGGAAUGGCUCACGGCCAUAUUUGCUUUCGGAAGCUGCGGCGGCUUCGCGGCCAAGAACAUUGUGUCCAUCUUCUGCGGCGAUGGCAGGAAUGAAACUCUCAACGUCAACUUCCACUACCCCUUCAGGAUAAGCCAGGUGCCGCUCAUCGAGGGCAACUCCACGAUAUGUAACCACUCCGUCAGCACCACUUACUUGAUGGGAGACUCGUCCUCGGCCGCUGAAUUCUUCGUGGGCGUCGCCGUCUUCUGCUUCCUCUACAGCAUGGCCGCCCUUUUGGUUUAUUUGGGCUACAUGCACGUUUACAAGAACUCUGAUUUCGGACCCAUUUUGGACUUUGUGAUCACGGCGAUCAUCGUUUUCCUGUGGUUGGUGUGCUCGUCGGCGUGGGCUAAGGGUCUUCAGAACGUCAAGGACGCCACGAACACGGAAGGCAUCGACACCACCGUGGCGGUCUGCAAGGGGAACAACAUCACCUGCGAGGUCACGGAGUACGCCAACCUGCGGACGCUCAACAUCUCCGUGGUGUUUGGCUACCUCAACAUGUUCGUGUGGGCUGGCAACGCCUGGUUCGUGUACAAGGAGACUCGCUGGCACUCGCAGAAAAUUUCAACCCAACCGGGACCGGGGAGGCAGCAGGUUCCGGCAGCAAUCUAAUACAAACGCCGGAAACCAACACUUCAAUUGACAAAUUAUUUUCUGGUGCAGCAGCAUUUUUAGAAUAUCAAAUUCCUACUUUUACAGCUUUUUAUGUUCAUUUAGUAGCUUGACCAAAGAAGUUCAGGGUCCUCAUUAGGGUACUUGGCAAGUACUCGUUAUGACGCUUAAAAACUCAAUUCCUUAUUUUUUACGUGCAUGCUGAAUUUUUUUUAUGCAUUGGGAUUUUUUUUUAAAUACAUUGUCGAUUUGGUUGUCGAGGAAAUAACUCUGGUGUUAUUUCCGUCCCAUUAGUUAUGGAUGAGGUAGCAGUGGCAGACUGUCGAAAAAAAAAAGUUGGGUAAUUAGCAUCCCCGUUUUUACCUUUUUCCAUGUCACUGGUUUUUUUUCUCUUUUUGUACUGUUGCAUGCCUGAUUUGUUUGCAUUGAUGGCUGUUCAAUGCGUUUUGAUAUCUGUUGCAAUUUGCUUAGAAUGUAAGUAAAUAUGGAUGUGGAAUAAAAGUGGGGAGGGUAUACCGGUGAUGCCCCCGCCACA